CCCGGCCCGGGGGCGAUGCCGACACAGCGGGACGGCACCGCCGGCAGCACCAUGUCGGCUCCGGGCGGCCUCGGCGGCAGCCUCGGCGGGGACGGCGCCCACCAGGUCCGGGUGAAAGCCUACUACAAGGGGGACAUCAUGAUAACCUAUUUUGAACCUUCCAUCUCGUUUGAGGGACUGUGCAGUGAAGUUCGGGACAUGUGCUCCUUCGACAACGAGCAGCUGUUCACCAUGAAGUGGAUUGAUGAGGAAGGAGAUCCAUGUACAGUUUCCUCUCAGCUGGAGUUAGAAGAGGCCUUUCGGUUGUAUGAACUAAACAAGGAUUCAGAGCUUCUGAUUCAUGUGUUUCCUUGUGUACCAGAGAGGCCUGGCAUGCCUUGUCCAGGAGAAGACAAAUCCAUUUAUCGCCGAGGCGCCCGCCGGUGGCGAAAGCUCUAUUGUGCAAAUGGUCACACUUUCCAAGCCAAACGAUUUAACAGGAGAGCUCACUGUGCCAUCUGCACUGACCGGAUAUGGGGCCUGGGGCGCCAGGGCUACAAGUGCAUCAACUGCAAACUCCUGGUUCACAAGAAGUGUCACAAGCUUGUCAGCAGUGAUUGUGGCCGUCACACACUACAGCCAGAGCCAAUAAUGCCUAUGGAUCCAUCAUCAGUGCAUUCAGAUAAUGUAGAAUCAGUGAUUCCGUACAAUCCCUCGAGUCACGAGAGCUUGGACCAUGUUGGUGAAGAAAAAGAGGCAAUGAGCAUCAGGGAAAGUGGCAAAGCUUCCUCCAGCCUGGGCCUUCAGGAUUUUGACUUGCUCCGAGUCAUUGGAAGAGGCAGCUACGCCAAAGUGCUGCUGGUCCGACUGAAGAAAACCGAGCGCAUUUACGCCAUGAAAGUGGUGAAGAAAGAGCUCGUCAACGAUGAUGAGGAUAUUGAUUGGGUUCAGACAGAGAAACACGUCUUUGAACAGGCUUCAAACCAUCCCUUUCUGGUUGGGCUGCACUCUUGCUUUCAGACAGAAAGCAGGUUAUUCUUUGUUAUAGAAUAUGUGAAUGGAGGAGACCUGAUGUUCCAUAUGCAGAGGCAGAGGAAGCUGCCAGAGGAGCAUGCCAGGUUUUAUUCUGCUGAAAUCAGUCUGGCAUUGAACUAUUUACAUGAACGAGGGAUAAUCUACAGGGAUUUAAAACUGGAUAAUGUGCUGCUAGAUUCUGAAGGGCAUAUCAAACUCACAGAUUAUGGCAUGUGCAAGGAGGGUCUGAGGCCUGGUGACACAACCAGCACAUUCUGUGGGACUCCAAACUAUAUCGCACCUGAAAUUCUCAGGGGAGAGGAUUAUGGCUUCAGCGUAGACUGGUGGGCUCUUGGCGUGCUCAUGUUUGAGAUGAUGGCAGGCAGGUCGCCGUUUGACAUCGUGGGGAGUUCUGACAAUCCUGAUCAGAACACAGAAGAUUAUCUCUUCCAAGUAAUUUUGGAAAAACAGAUCCGAAUUCCUCGAUCCCUCUCUGUUAAAGCAGCAGGUGUUCUAAAGAGUUUCCUUAACAAGGAUCCAAAGGAGCGUUUGGGCUGCCAUCCUCAGACAGGGUUUGCAGAUAUCCAGGGACAUCCCUUCUUCCGCAAUGUGGAUUGGGAUCUGAUGGAGCAAAAACAAGUGGUGCCUCCAUUUAAGCCAAAUAUAUCUGGAGAGUUUGGUCUGGAUAACUUUGAUUCCCAGUUCACCAAUGAACCUGUGCAGCUUACUCCAGAUGAUGAUGAUAUUGUGAAGAAGAUUGACCAGUCUGAAUUUGAAGGCUUUGAAUACAUAAAUCCUCUUUUGAUGUCAGCUGAGGAAUGUGUCUGAAUUCUCCAUUUCUGGACUGUGCCAAUUGUUACUGUUUGUUUCUGCAUGGAUAAACAUCUCUCCAUUUGGAUGCACUUGCAUAGAAUGAGUAACUGAACAUCCUGCCCUUGCCACCAGUGAAUUACUCACUAAUUUUCUUUUUGUAUUAAUGUUGUCCAGGACAGUUGUUAUGCUGAAUCUUCAGCUGCCAGAUUUAAAAUGUUAAACUUUCCAGCAGUCUUGCCAAACUUGAAUUUUAACACAGGAGUUGGUCUAUGGGGCUCCUGUGCCUGAGCAAAGGUGUCUGGCUGUAUAGUUUGCCAGUACAGCUUUCUGAGCAAGGAGAGGUUUUUAGUGCUUAAUGAACACAAAUUGCAUCAGGUGAUGUAAUAAAUUAUCAUUCAAGGAUUUCAGGUUUUUCAGCAAGAUGAGUAAGAACUUAUCACUUCUGUAGUUCUGAAUCUCUUCUCUCUAAACAUCUGAUUUCCCUGUUUUAUGCUUAGAGCUCUGUUAGUGCCCUUCAGAUUGAAAUGACAGCAAGGAGAGCAGACACUGUACAGGUCAAAAAUAAGAAUGGCUGCUUUCACAGGGUUUAUUGAUCCUGUCCUGAAGGAGAUGAUUAACUCAAUAUUAGAAUUGGUAGACUUUGCUCCAGAAUUCACACUAGGAAUUCCAUGCUGAUGCAGAGAGUGCCUUUCUAGCCUGGCCCUGUCAGCGAGGGUCGGGCACAGCAUCAAGUGUCAGUUUAAAUAAAGAAUUCAGUUAACACUUUGAGAAGUUAAAAUCUCUACAGCAUAAUUUAGCAGUAAUGGGCAGCUAAUGCUGACAGAUGUAGAGCCUCAUACUAUUUAUUGCUUUUACACUUUCUGUCUUAACUGCAUCAGAACUGCACACGGUACAGCUGGGGCCUGGAUCAGGGCAUUGGUUCCUUUUUGAUCUCACUGCCACAUUGCUGGGAGUGUGUUCCACUUUGGCAGUGGAAAAAGCACAUCUAGAAUAAAAAUAGGUGCUGUCCACAAUGACUCCCUUUACUCCUCCCCUUAGAGAUGGUGAUCUGUAAUCACAGUCAAACCUGAAAUGUUGGGAGCAGGCUCAAGGAAAGCAAUUGAAAGAAUGGUUCAAACUAGGACUUAGGAGGUGUGUUUGUUACAUUUCAUGUUAGUAAGCAGUGUAAUAUACAGCACAGGUAAUUCUUAUUUGUAAUGUUUAAGCAAUAGUUAUGAAUGUUUUGGGCUGAAGAAAUGCCAAAUGUACCACUUUUUUUUUUUUUUUAUUGCUUUGGGGAAAAGGGAUUAAGAGACAUUGAAGAAAGGAAUCUGUAUUAUGUAAGAGCUGCAAGACAAGCUAAGUAUCACUGAAAGCAGGUCUGAGUAUCUGCAAGCACAAGUUAGCAAACAUUACCUGGAGCUUUUACAAAGACUUUCUGCUUGGCCAGUGUCUCUCCUUGAAAAUCCUUGUAUUGCAACACUGUAAAUUCAUAGUACAAAUCUUCCUGUGUAUGUUUGUUCACUUCCAUGUGAGCUGCAAGGAGAGAGAUUGCACAAAUAACAUGCUGGUGUCAUGGUAUCAUAGUUAGCUCAUAUUUUUCUUUGCAACAUGAAUAGGAAACUCUUUAUACUGGGCUGAGUUUUCAAAACUGGGAAGUGAUUUGAGGGGCUUCGGUUUCAGGGAAGUGUUGAACCUCGGCACUGUUACAAAUCAUGUUCCCUUAAGCUCAAGUUGUGUCUUUUCAAAUGUAAAAUAUCAGAGUAAACCUUUUAAAGAGCAGCUAAUACCUUCAGCACGUUUAUGUCAAGUGAACUGCUUACGUGCAGUUUUAAAAUGGUGAUUGUUCAGCCUCUGACUCCUGCACCCACAUGGCUGGUUUAGACAUCAGGGCAGAACUGAUAUGAAAUGCAGAAGCUAUUUAAACAAGAAAAGCCUUGUCUCUACAGUGGCUUAGUUUCCUAUGGGGUAUUAAGGAAAAUGGCUUUAUGUAAGGAAGGGCAUUUCUGCCAUUUAUCACAGAAGAGUAAAGCAAAACUUAAUUUUUUUUUAACAUAGAUAAUGCCACAGAAAAGAUACUUUUUCUAUUUACAUAUCUAACCAUUAAGAAUGUUGCAAAAGUGACAAAUAUCUUAAAUUGCUGUAAAUCCAUUUUUAAACUUUAAUUUUUUCCAAAGUGCCAUGAUAUUAACUGUUAUUUUUCACUGUUAAGCAUAUAGCAACUGUCAUAAAUAUUCAGAAGGGACAUUGGGUGUAAACAGUCCAGUGCAGUAGGCUUUGUUUUUUGGAGAACGUGUCUGCAUCAGAAGCAUGAUGUAUUUAUGAGGAGUAACCUCCUUUUUUGUAUGUGAGUUGGAUUCCUAUGGGUGCUCUGCUAGUUAAUAUUGUCACUAUUAUUUUCCUAUUUCAUAUGGAAUAUGGUCUUGAACGUUGUUGUGUAAUCAUUUCCUUUAUUUGUGCACACUUUUUACUUUAAAUAAAACAUUUAUAUUAGGCCUCUGUGUGUUAAAAUCUCAAACAAAUGCUGUGAAAUGCUGGGCUUUGCUUGGGAUUGACCCUUUUAACUAUCCACAACUCACAAGAGCCUUGUUCUAAUCUUGUCAUUUCUUGUAGAACGUUGCUCUGGGAUAGACCCCAGCAACCCAAGAAAUGCCUUCCUCAGCCUGUAUUCCCCAAAUGUGUCUGAGAAUGCAGGUCCCUUUCCAGCAUCAUUCCUCAGCCUCAUGUUCCUCAUGCCCUUUUGGAGGAAAAGCGUCCUUGUAGGUUCUGUCUUUCAUUCCAACACCAGAGCUGAGACAAAAGCUGUGAGGCUUCAGUGUGCUGUGCAGAGACUGAAAGCUUCAAGGGAAAUACAAAAUGCGACUCCAGCUUGCUCGUCCAAGGGCCUCUUUCAGCUGGAACUUGUAACGACGUCACCUCAGCUGCCAGAGCUGGGAUUUGGAGUUCUGAGCAAAGCUCUCGUCUGCUGCACUUAUUUCUGCAUGAUUUCUUUCUUUGUUUCUUCAACUCCUCCCCUGCAUUCUCUGAGAUUUCUGACGUGGGAGGGGGCGAGGGCACUUACCUCAUACCCUGCUAUGGAUGCAGUAUUUUAAUAUAUCUGUGUUCCUGUCUCUGUGUAUGUUUUAGCAAGAGGAAAUCUCUUCAGUCUGGCUGGUUAUGCAGAGUGUUACCAGCAGUCCCCGGCGAGUGCUGCAGAUGGCUGCAUAUCUUACAUGCUUAACCUCCCCCCACACACGCUCCUUGUUUCUGUUCAGUUGGGUGCCCAGCUGCUCUCGCCUCAGUCUGAGCAAUUGUUUAUGCUAAGACACUGUAAAAGAAAUUAAUAGCUUGUAUAAUCUAUAUAUACACUUGAUAACUGCUAAGCCUGCGUCCUCUCUCUGUGAUGGACAGUGUAAGACGUUUAACCAAGAGACAUUUAAUCUGAAAUUGGCCACAGAAUAAUGAUGUUUUCCUGGGAAGAGGGAGGUGGGGAUUGAAGCCCCUUUGAGCAAAAGGGGAUUUUACCAUAUCUUGCAUUUUCUUUUGAAGAGUUCCCCUAGGAACUUAUUUUAUUUUAAUUAUCUUAUUUUAAGAUAAUUUUUUUCCUGCUUGUGAUAAAGGGAUCUGAACUGCCUACUUGAAGUGUGGGCUCUUACCAUUUAAUCACCAAUAAUUAAAGGCAGAGAAGCAUCUACCUCCCCUGUCUGUUUGGCUUUUGCAGGAGAUGGAUGGCAUAAAUAGAACCAGGAGUCUCUUGUAUCCACAUUUGACUUCUAAACGUGAACAAAGUGCCUGGGUUUACACCUCUUCUGCACUGGGGUAGCACUAAGGUGUAGUUCAAGUUCUUCAGGAGCUUCAGUGUUCCCACAGUGACUUAUCCUGCAGGAUGUGGUGCCUGCCAAAAUCUAUCAACUUCCUGUGCUUAGGGUAAAAUAAUAGGGUAACUAAUACAGUAUCUUGUCUGACUUAAUGUGGCAUAGGAGGUUUCACAGCAGUGGUCUGAAGUGUUACAGUUUACUAUUAAACAUUGCUACUGAAGUGAUUUUCUUUUAAAAGUGCAGUAUAAUAUCUUAAGAGAAGGCACAGUCUUUAGUUCAGGGCUAAACUGUGCUCUUUAGCAUCUUCAGGAAGUGUGUGUAUGAAAAGUUUGUAACCUUCCCCACAGCCCCAGCACUUCUUGAAAAUUCAGAGACUUUAAUAGUCAAAGAUUCCUCCUGUGCACUGUUAGUGCACUUUAUUACCUCUUGUAAAGGUCUGUAACUCAGGUUUUAGUUGCACAGUGUCUUCAGAACUGCUUUUCACAGUCCACAGUAGAAGUUGUAGGCAGAGUUAACAUCUUUUUUUAGACAAUCCUCUACCUACAAACUUUGUCUUCCAUUGCCUGAUUAUUGUAGCUCUAUAGCAACACUAUCAUUACAGCACAAUAGUUACCAGAAUUUGCAACCUGAAAUGGAAAAUGUGCAGCAGAACUUG
Molecule: messenger RNA, 6237 nt
Organism: Corapipo altera (White-ruffed manakin)
Lineage: Eukaryota; Metazoa; Chordata; Aves; Passeriformes; Pipridae
Gene: PRKCI
Product: protein kinase C iota
Exons: 18
Coding region: 16-1821 (601 amino acids)
Biological process (GO): protein phosphorylation
Molecular function (GO): protein binding; diacylglycerol-dependent serine/threonine kinase activity; ATP binding
Source: RefSeq, a predicted model, not a curated record